AUGCUCAAAGACAGCAAAGGGAAAUUCAUAUAUGCUGGCGAAUCGGCCUCUCUCUCCUUCAUGGAGACAGUCAAGCACGCCGUGCAGAUCGCGGUCGGGCCAUGUGCCUUUACGAACGAUCCCGGCCGAAGCUCAAUGGUCGAGAAUAGCCCCAAGAUCCGCUUCGACACGGCCAAGAAGCCAUCACUGGACAUCUGCACCGCGCAAAGUCUUGCAAGCCAGUUCUUCCUUGCCGUGAGCGGGGCGAUGGAUCUUUUCGACCCUCCGUGGCUCAAAGACCAGGUGCAAGCCCAUAUAGAGCAGCCAGGUGAGACCCCCAAGUCCACAUGUGCCAUCAUCUACCUGGCUCUUGGAAUUGGGGCGCAGGGCAGGGCGCAGGGCGAAGUGGACGAUGAGCUGGCUGAGGAGUGCUUCGCGUAUGGUCGCCAACUCACAAUGUUCCACCUGUUGGACGAUCCUGGCCUGCCUACCAUCCAGGCCAUCUUACAGAUGACAUAUUUCAUGAUUGCUUCAUGCCAAUACAACGCUGCCUUUAUCAACUUGGGAAUAGCCGUCCGAGCAGCAUACACACUGGGCAUCCACCUCCACGAAACCAACACAGCCUUUGGGGGCGACGAGGGCUUAUCUAGAGAACGUGCGUGGAAGUCAUUGCGGGUCUGUGAUUUGUUCUUGGCUGCCUCCUUGGGGAGACCGCCGGCGACGUCCGAGUCUGUCUCCAACAUUGCUAUGACACCAAUUAAAUCACUGCCCGACUACGAGAGUCCCGGCGUUGCUGGCCAAGUCUUCUCUGCCAUGUUCCGGAUCUGCAACGUCUUUGAGAGGAUACUGGUCGAGGUGUAUGCGGAAAAGGCCGUCAGCCUCGAGUUGGCCAAAAGCAUCUCGCGGCAGCACCGGCAAUGGACAGAGGAGCUGCCCCAAAUGCUCAUGGUAGAUGGCUUGGAGCAUGCCGACUCAAACGGCUCUGGCCUGUCGCCCCGCAGUUUUGGGCUGGAGCUCAAGCACGGCUCCAGCCUUGUGACGAUGGCGUAUUACUAUUCUAUUGUGCUGCUCACAAGGCCGUUUUUGACCUUUCAAGUUUACCACGCGUCAAGCAAGGAACUCAAUGAUGAUAGCUCUACGGCCAGGGCAUCUAUUGCGACCUACGCCGAUGCUUGUGUUAAUUCGGCUAUCAAAGGCAUCGACAUUGCAUACGAGUAUGUCUUUGAGCUGAACACUCCCAAGCGGCAGCCUCAUGUCAUCAACAGUGUCUUCAUAUCAGUUCUAUGUCUUGGACUGGCAUGUCUAGACUCGUCAAUUCGUCACAAAUGGCCAACGGAUGACGCCAUGGAUCGGGCUAUCAAGAUUCUGGCUCAUCUGGGGAAGCAUAGUACUCAAGCCUCUCGAUAUGCCACCAUUUGCGGCCAAUUAAAAGAAGCAGCCUUCAUAUACACCACCAGAAGGGCUGAUACGUUACUUGAAGAGAACAACCAGAAGACACGGACUAUAUUUGGCGAUAUACGAGCGCCAUCGAAGAAUCACGACGUUGGUGAAGACACGAUCGAAAGUAUCACCUCUCCUCAACGGUCCAGCUGGAGCCUGCCGACAGACGAGGGCAUCGGCCACCCGAUGACACCUCACUCGUUUGACUUCAGCACAAUGCAAGACGAGUUCAUGCUACCCACAUCAGGUGUUUUGCCUGCACAGAUUCUUUCUCAUGGCUACGAGCAUUUUGACACAGACGUGGUGUUCCGUUAUUCCCCGUAA
Molecule: messenger RNA, 1743 nt
Organism: Clonostachys solani
Lineage: Eukaryota; Fungi; Ascomycota; Sordariomycetes; Hypocreales; Bionectriaceae
Source: the annotation of a GenBank genome assembly